This is a messenger RNA of Rotaria socialis, 372 nucleotides long. The record is from the annotation of a GenBank genome assembly. Lineage: Eukaryota; Metazoa; Rotifera; Eurotatoria; Philodinida; Philodinidae.
AUGCAGGAGACAAGCACCUUCAAUCCUGCUGACUACGAUUACACGAAGACUGGUGAUUCUACUAACUAUUCUGCCUUCAACCUCAACCGCGAUAUGAUGGUUCGUCUCGGCAUUCAACCUACUAACGCCUUCAACACAUGGUCUGGUGUUGACAGUGUUGCUGCUGCUGCCAAAACGAUGAUCACGAACUAUGGUGUUAACGGUUUUCUCAACUACCUACGUGGUGGCUAUACCGCUUGGCAGGAUGGUCAUAGUUACGACGCAGCUGGUUACAGAAAUGCGAUUGCUUCUAUUGUACGUUAUAUAGAGAAUGAUCUUUCACUUCUCACUGAUGAUAGACGAGUUGAAAUGUACACUAUUCAUCAGCGUUAA